Molecule: messenger RNA, 1159 nt
Organism: Saccoglossus kowalevskii
Lineage: Eukaryota; Metazoa; Hemichordata; Enteropneusta; Harrimaniidae
Product: N-acetylglucosamine-1-phosphodiester alpha-N-acetylglucosaminidase-like
Biological process (GO): secretion of lysosomal enzymes
Source: RefSeq, a predicted model, not a curated record
AUGGCUGCCCCCAUUGUGGGAGCAAUUAAUGUUGUUUUCUGGUGUUUGUUUGUCCUUUUAACAGUGCUAUGUGAGGAAUACUCGGCACUAUUCGAGAAUGAUUACCUCACCCCCUAUCCUUCAGGACAGCAUGGACCGAAACAUUCCCAUCGGGUUACACGAUACUGCCAAGGAGUCUGGUACGGGGACGUAACACAUGAAAGUUACCCAUCUCAUAGUAAUCCUCAACUAGAACUACCUCUUGUUGAAUAUAAAAGAUAUAUAAAAACUUUGCAAAUCACGGAUAAUUUAUCUAAAGAUAUCGUUGGACAUGUUAGUAUUAUAAAUAACCCUAUUAGGACAAUCUCAGUGCUAGAACCGAAACAUUCAAAUGGAUGCACAGAAGAGAUGCGAGAGACCGUUCGAGAGACGGCUAAGCAGAAAAACUGUCUCGUGGCGAUAAAUGCUGGAUUUUUCAAUACCCAUACAGGGUCGUGUCUGGGUAAUGUCGUUAGCGAUGGUAGACUCGUACUCGACUCUCAAGGAAUACAGAAUGCACAUUUUGGAAUCCGAGAAGAUGGCAGUUUGUUUUUCGGUUAUUUAUCUGAGAGUGAUUUAGUAGAUAAAACAAAUCCAUUUGUUCAGUUAGUUGGUGGUGUGGUAUGGCUUGUUAGAAAUGGACAAAGCUACGUGAAUACAAGUAGAUAUAUAGAAUGUGGUGAUACAGAGGAAACAGGCACAGUAGAUGAAUUCAUUCGUGUUGUUGCGGCGAGAAUGGCUGUCGGGCAUGACAAAGAUGGCAGAGUGGUACUGAUUCAGGUAGAUGGUGAAACAUGGAAAAAAGGAGCCAACUUAGACGAGUUUGCUGCUUUCCUGAUAGAUUUGGGAAUCAUAAAUGCAAUCAACCUUGAUGGCGGUGGAUCAGCUACUUACGUGGUGAAUGGAACCACUAUCAACUACCCUACAGAUAAAUGUGCUGGAAGUGAUAUGUAUCGAUGUGACCGGCCGGUUUCCACUGUCCUGUGUGUUCAUGAACCUGAAUGCAACCCACAGAAUUGUAGUAACCAUGGUGACUGUGUAUUGGGAACAUGCAACUGCCAUGAGUAUUGGAGUGGUACAAGUUGUGAUACCCUGCAGUGUGGAACAUCAAAUUGUGGUCUCUAUGGCAACUGCACAGAAG